Molecule: messenger RNA, 1652 nt
Organism: Drosophila eugracilis
Lineage: Eukaryota; Metazoa; Arthropoda; Insecta; Diptera; Drosophilidae
Product: probable cytochrome P450 6d5
Molecular function (GO): heme binding; monooxygenase activity; iron ion binding
Source: RefSeq, a predicted model, not a curated record
UGACAAGUCAGUUGCGUUUUCGAGCGCUAAAAGUGCGGUCAUAGAGUGAACAAGAACAGAAUCAAUAUGAUCGGAAUAUACCUAUUGAUCGGUGCAGUCACAUUGCUAUAUGUCUAUCUCAAGUGGACAUUUAGCUACUGGGAUCGAAAGGGUUUUCCUUCUACAGGAGUGAGCAUCCCAUUCGGUGCCCUAGACUCUGUGACAAAGGGGAAAAGAUCCUUCGGACUGGCCAUCUACGAUAUGUACAAAGCGACAAAGGAACCAGUUGUUGGAUUGUAUCUCACUUUGAGACCUGCUCUCCUAGUUAGAGAUGCUCAACUUGCACAUGACGUCUUGGUCAAGGACUUUGCUAGUUUCCAUGAUCGCGGUGUUUAUGUGGAUGAGGAGAAUGAUCCGAUGUCGGGGAGUUUGUUCCAACUGGAAGGUGCCAGUUGGAGGGCCUUACGAAAUAAGCUUUCACCCUCGUUCACCUCUGGAAAACUCAAGGCCAUGUUUCAGACGUCUAAUUCGGUGGGUGACAAGUUAGUAGCCAGCAUAAGGGAACAACUACCUGAAUCAGGCAGCAAGGAGCUGGAGAUGAAGAGGCUUAUGGCAACCUUUGCCAUCGAUAUUAUUGCCACAACUAUUUUUGGACUCGAUGUUGAUAGUUUCGCUGAUCCUAACAAUGAAUUCCAGGUAAUCAGCAAAAAGGUCAAUCGGAAAAACUUUGAAGACAUUGUUCGAGGGACAGCAAGUUUCCUCUUUCCCGGCCUGGAAAAAUUCUUCGUACGAAUUGGCUGGAAACAGGAGGCCACCGAAAGGAUGCGCGAGUUGUCUCACAGAACCGUAGACCUAAGAGAGAAGAACAACAUAGUCCGAAAAGAUUUGCUUCAGCUCCUUCUUCAAUUACGGAAUCAGGGACAGGUUAACACUGAUGACAAUGUCUGGUCAGCGGAGAGUACUACAAAUGGUGUGAAAUCUAUGUCCAAAGACCUGAUUGCCGGACAACUGUUCCUCUUCUACAUAGCUGGCUAUGAGACCACAGCCUCUACAGCAUCCUUCACUCUCUAUGAGCUUACCCAAAAUCCUGAAAUUUUGGAAAAGGCAAAGGAGGAUGUACGGAAAGCUAUCGAAAAGCAUGGAGAACUGUCCUACGAUGCUAUCGCGGAUAUGAAGUAUCUGGAGGCCUGUGUUCUCGAAACUUCUCGCAAAUAUCCCGCUCUUCCAAUUCUAAACAGAAUCUGCACUCAGGAUUAUCCUGUGCCCGACAGUAAGCUAGUCAUUAAGAAGGGAACACCAAUUAUAAUCUCCCUGUUUGGAAUCCACCGGGAUCCGGAGUACUUCCCGGAUCCGCUUAGCUAUCAACCGGAACGCUAUCUGGAAGAUAACAAAAACUACAACCAAGCGGCUUAUUUACCAUUUGGGGAGGGUCCUAGGAUGUGUAUUGGCGCCCGCAUGGGAAAGGUGAAUGUGAAGAUAGCGAUUGCCAAGAUUCUGUCGAACUUCGAUUUGGAGAUCCCCAAAGAAAAGCAAGAAAUUGAGUUUGGAAUUAAUGGAGUACCGCUUAUGCCCAAGACAGGUGUACCCGUUCGUCUUUCCCUCAAGAAGUAGCUCCUAAUUUCACAAUAAAACUUUGUUAAUGGUAAAUAAACGUUCAAAAUAUAAAGAAAAUA